Molecule: messenger RNA, 1168 nt
Organism: Sphaerodactylus townsendi
Lineage: Eukaryota; Metazoa; Chordata; Lepidosauria; Squamata; Sphaerodactylidae
Product: acyl-coenzyme A synthetase ACSM4, mitochondrial-like
Exons: 7
Coding region: 149-1168 (339 amino acids)
Biological process (GO): acyl-CoA metabolic process; fatty acid biosynthetic process
Cellular component (GO): mitochondrial matrix
Molecular function (GO): fatty acid ligase activity; fatty-acyl-CoA synthase activity
Source: RefSeq, a predicted model, not a curated record
AGAUGACAGAUUAAAAGUUAAUAUUUACUGAUUUGUGCUGAGCGCUGGCUACUUCUCCAAGUUCAUUUCUGGAGAUUUUCGUUUUUGGUGCUCUACGAUCCGGCAUGCGGGACCUGACUAUUUGGUAAAAUAAGCCACCGGGAGUAGGAUGAAGCUUCUCGCCAGGUUGCCAGUCCUCAGGUCUUUCGGUGCCCCUUACAGGAUUAAGAUUUGCAGCCGAGCGGCAUCUACGGAUUUCGCAGACUACGGCGCCCUCUUCAGGGAAGUUCCUGAGAAUUUUAAUUUCGCAAGUGAUGUGCUGGAUAAAUGGAGCCAGAAAGAAAAGGAUGGAAAGAGACCUUCUAAACCGGCAUUGUGGUGGAUAAGUGAAAAGGGAGAAGAGGUUCGGUGGAGCUUUGAGGAGCUGGGAGCCUUAUCCCGGAGAGCUGCCAACGUGCUCUCCGCCUCUUGCGAUCUACACAAAGGAGACAGGGUGCUCGUCAUCCUGCCACGGAUACCGGAGUGGUGGGUCGUAACCGUGGGCUGCAUGAGAGCAGGCAUUGUCUUCCUUCCCGCGACAGUCCUGUUGACGGCUAAAGACAUCCUGUACAGGCUUCAGGCCUCCAAAGUCAAAGCUGUCGUAACAAAUGAUGCCGUGGCGCCCUUAGUAGACUCCGUGGCGUCCGACUGCCGCUUCCUGAAAAGCCGGAUCCUGGUCUCCGAAGGCGGGAGAGAAGGGUGGCUACAUUUCGACAGCCUGCUCAAAGCUGCGUCUGAUCAGCAUCAACCCGUCAAGACAAGAAGCCAAGACCCGAUGACCAUCUACUUCACCAGCGGCACAACGGGUUACCCCAAAAUGGUGGAACAUUCCUGCUGCAAUCUUGGACUGGGACUGGCAGUAGCUGGGAGGGACUGGAUGGGGCUGGAUCCCGAGGCAAUGAUGUGGGGCCUGUCUGACACGGGCUGGGUGAAGUUUGCGUUCGGGGCUGUGUACGCUCCCUGGCUUCAAGGGUCCUGCGUCUUUGCUCACGGCCAGAUGCAGUUUGAGCCAACGGCCGUUCUAAACAUCGAGGGAAGAAGUGUGCCCCUUUCUAGUUGUGAAAACUUCGAGGAAGAUGAACCUAUGCACUCCGAAGCAGCUCACAAUAAAGAAUCCAUCAACAAAACAGUGAUUAAAGCCAACUACUGA